Molecule: messenger RNA, 1587 nt
Organism: Endocarpon pusillum Z07020
Lineage: Eukaryota; Fungi; Ascomycota; Eurotiomycetes; Verrucariales; Verrucariaceae
Exons: 1
Coding region: 1-1587 (528 amino acids)
Source: RefSeq, a predicted model, not a curated record
AUGCCCGCAAAGAUGCCAUCCAUUAAUGGUUCACCCACUCUCUCUGCUUCCCCUUCACCAUCGCUAGAUACGCCUGAUCUCUCCCCUUCGAUAAGUGUAUCAACCAAUCGAUCCUUUUCCAACGUGUCCUCUCUUAGCAGUAAUUCCUCACGCUCAUCCGCUCGGUCUUGUUCUCUUCCUUCUGCAAUCUCCACGACAUCCUCUCGCCGUAGAGGGUACAUUCGUCCUCAAGGUGUCACAUUUGCACCUUCAGCCCAGAACAGAGAUUCAGUGCUAUCCCUUGGCAGCAUUGCUCACCUACAAUACUACUUCGCUCGAACCGGUCUUCUGGAUGGAAAGGGAGGACAGCUAGCAAAGACAAGACAAAAUGGAGAAUAUGAUCUGCCUAUACCAUCUAAAUUCUCGCUCAGCAGGAGUGACAGUGAUGCAGGAAGCGCCAUCACAGACAGCCCUAUCGAGGAUGAGGGUGCAUUAUUGUGGGACGCAGCACAAGAAGAUGGUGAGGAGGUGAUGCUUCCUCCAACCGUGAGCACUUAUGCACAUCGAACAAAUCAUGUUCCUCCUCCUCCUGACCAGAAGAGUCUUAAGAAGGAUCUUGUCGAUGCCCUGGAGAAUGCCCUACAUGCGUUAGAAGACGUUUCUUCGAGUCUCAAGAACGGAGAGAAUGGAGAACCGCAGGGCCAGGAUCUGCAAGGCUUCUACGAGAUACAAGGGCUACACCUCUUGGACACAACGACUCUAGCUAUCAGAGCUGCACGAUUAUACUAUACCCUUCAUCCCAACCCCACAGUCCUCCACUCCAUCAAACCCGACUUCCAGAUCAGAAGGGAUUUGAUUUCCGUACUUGACGUACUAAAGAAGUGGGCUGCGAGAAAGUUUGCAGGUGGCCUACGCGAGGAAGAGAGACUUGCGAUUCUUGUAUGGGUCAGCGAAGUGGGUAUGAUGAUAGAUGAGGAAGUCAGGAUGGAAGAGGCUGAACGUCAAGAGCGAGAAGGCUGGCAGUGGAUGGAUAACUCUUUGUGGUCAGGUAGGGAAAAGGAGAGGGAGAUUUGCUUCCUGGAAAGCCUUCAGAAAGCAUCACCCAACCAGCCAACAGGUGAUGAGUUGCCCCGCUGGGAAGAAGUCGACGCUGAAGCAAACGAGCCCACCGCAUUUCUGAGAGCAUUGUUGGAUGGCAGAAAGCUGAUCCAGAUGCACAAUGGCGCCGUCAAGCGAUCCAAGCGGCACUUUGGAGAAAUCAAGACCUGGCAUGACGACGUAGCCAAACCAUACCGCCGUGCCGAAAACAUGAGGUUUUGGAUGAAAGCGGCGGAGAUCAGAUGGGAUAUCAAACUUUUGGUCAAUGUCAUGAGCAUUGUCAACAGCUCGAAAGAACCAGGCAUUUGGAAACAGCUUGAAGAUGCGGUAUUGAAAUGGGGUAGGGGUGUACGAGAAGAGAUCAUCCGAGACUGGAAGGAUGAUGAAGACAGGAAACUGCAUGCCAGAGCGAAGAGUCUGGCAUUGGCUAGCCCGGGCGGCAGCCCGCAGAAAUCGAAGCCCGGAGCGGAGACCUUGAUGGACGAACGACUCGGAGGUCGGAUUGGAUGA